This is a messenger RNA of Penaeus monodon (black tiger shrimp), 3236 nucleotides long. RefSeq names its product 2-oxoglutarate and iron-dependent oxygenase domain-containing protein 3-like. Gene Ontology annotation, molecular function: iron ion binding; oxidoreductase activity, acting on paired donors, with incorporation or reduction of molecular oxygen; L-ascorbic acid binding. The transcript is spliced from 8 exons. The record is from RefSeq and is a predicted model, not a curated record. The coding region runs from base 330 to 1256 and encodes 308 amino acids. NCBI's taxonomy places the organism in Eukaryota, Metazoa, Arthropoda, Malacostraca, Decapoda, Penaeidae. Gene Ontology annotation, cellular component: membrane.
AGCGUCACUGUGAGUAUGGGAGAAGCACGCCGAUAAUUGGACAUAUGACUUUAUGAUAUGCGAAUGUUGCAUUGUGUGUCAGUCGGCGACAGUAUUGUAUAUUAGUUUUGAGGUAAACCAUUUUUGAUCGCAACUUCAUAUCGAAAACAGAACUCGACUUGGGAUUGAUUUGACGACGAAACAGUCCAUAUACAUCAUCUCUCAGACACCUGUGCUUUAUAUUUUACCUGGAGAAGUGUUGUUACCGAGAGUACAAGUUAACGAAUUGAUUAUACAGUUAACAGGAUAGCAGCAGUUAGCACAUUUAGGAUUCUUCAAAGUUAGCAGAAAUGGCCAAAAUGAGAGGACCACGCAAAUCACCCGGAACAAAUAAGGCUGAAGUUCCUACUACCUCCCAGACAACAAGUAGUCCCCCAAGACUUCAAAUAGAUUGGCGUCGUAUCUUCAUUAGGAUUCUUAUGAUGACUGGUAUUAUGGUUGCUGUCUAUUACACUAAAGCAACAGACUUGGUCACCUUCGUAACACAGAAAGAAGAGGUUCUCAGCCGCUCUGUCGAUAUUACUUGUUCUGAAGACUAUGCACAGGAGCUUUUGCAUUUUCCUGGUUGUACACCUAGGAAGUGUGGUAGAGUAGUGUUUGACACUCUUGUGAAGCCAUCUGAGGUUGCUGCAUUACUCAACAUAGCAAAGAGGGGACUGUCAAUGGGAGGUUCUACUGGUGGAGCUUCUAUCCUUGACUUGCACUCAGGGGCUCUGUCACAUGGCAAUGCUUUUGUCAAUAUCUUUAAAUUGGAAGAGGCGAGAAACUUAUUCACAGAACAAGACUUCAAAAUAUAUAGUUUUGUCAAAAAUAAAAUUCACAAAGCUAUAGUGGAUCAUUUUGGCAUUGAAAAAAACAGGCUUUACCUGACACAUCCAACCUUCUUCUCUCGCAUCACUCCUGCACCUCCGCAAACAGUUCAUGAUGAGUACUGGCAUCCUCACGUUGACAAGGAGACUUAUGAGUCCUUCCAUUACACAUCAUUAUUAUACCUAACUGAUUAUAAUUAUGACUUUGAGGGUGGACGGUUCAUCUUCAUUGAUAAGGACUCCAACAAAACUGUUGAGCCUCGUUCAGGAAGAGUUUCUGCUUUUACCUCUGGGUCUGAGAACCUGCAUCAUGUAGAGAGAGUCACAAAAGGCACCAGGUAUGCUGUGACGGUGUCCUUUACAUGUGACCCCAAGCAUGCUAUUAGUGAUCCUGUUCUGCAGAGGUGACUGCAGUUUGGAGGAAGAAUGCAUUAGACUUAAGUCACCAGUAUUUCAGUGUUUUCAUUAUAGAUUGAUUUAUAAUUUGGAAAAAGAAUAUAAAAUCCAACUUGGAAAAAAAAAAAAAAAAAAUCUGGAGAUAUUUUUUUCCUUUGUUAAAAUUGGUUUUGUUUAAAUAUUUCCAGUGUUAGCAUCAAUGUUAGUGUUGAUAUUCAUAUUUAUUUAUGAAUACUGAUGUAACACAAGGCAUAGUACCAAUGAUUUGGACUUGCACAAAUAAAGUAUGACAUGAUAGGAAAUAUUGUAUAUCCGUUGGAUUUGGACUAUAAGUGCCCUUUGGAUUUUCAUCAAAUGAAAUGUUCUUGCAACAGGCAGUUUAGCUGUCAGGCUUUUUCUAAGGGAAUUUUUACAGAGUGCAACAACUUUUCAAAAUUGCGGAUAUUGCAAUUAUGAGGAUUAUAAAAUGAAACUAUGUAUGGUUUUUAGUUGUUAAUUUUUUGGUGCUCAAAUUCCAAAUUAUCAGUAUAUAAAAAGUAUUAUUGUUAUUUGUGAUUUACUACAACUAGGAAAAAAGGCAAAAGUAAAAACAUGACAAAGAAUAUCCAUAAAUAUCAUUACCUAAUAAUUGUUAUUAUAAAGGAAUUGUUAACUAAAUUAACUGUACUUGAUCUCCUUAUUCACUGUUAUUCAUUCUUUGUUUUUGAAGAGUGUGUUUCUUUCUGUCCUUAAUCAGAGUCAUUAUCUUGGAUAAUUAUUAUUUUUUUACUGUAGGUUGUAGCAAUCUAUUGAUUUCUUAUCUGGACACUCAAAAUAUUAUUCCUGGGCUACCCCCUUGGCAAACAUAGUGUUGAUAUUAAAUGUGUUUAGUAGUUCCUAAAUAUUAUGAUAUGCAGUGUAGAUGUAAUUAAUUUUAUUAUGCUUUAUUAUAUUUUUGAGAAUAAUAUUUUCCAUUCAAGUAGGUAUUUUUUAUUCUUUACAAUGAAUGAAUGCUGCAGUAGAGGAGUAUUGUAUAUGAGUAUUGACAAUAUUAACAAUUUUCCAGUGAUAAGUAUGAAUGAAUGAAUUAAGAUUUCAAAGUAAAGGCUGGACAUCUAUGUCAGAAGAACUGUUAACCUUUUGAACAAAUGCUUUGUUGUGCUGUAUAUGGUUUCAGUAUUGCGUUUAAAAUUGACCAGCUUAAUCACAGUAUUGUCGGGAAGUCAGGAAUUUGCAUUCAUUCUAGAUUAAAGCAUACACAUUUCAAUCCUCUGCAUAGUUUGCAUUCCAAUAUUGUGUAUUGCACCAAGGGAUUUUUGGGUUUGUCCAGACUCAUGGUGAAGGGCUGUGUUGCUUGGGGUUGGUUUUCUUUGUUUGCUGUGAUGUCUGAUAUUCCAUAUUUGUUUUAUUUCUUAAUUUUCUAGCUCAGAUACAAUAACUAUAAACACUUCACCAUCCUUGGUCACAUCUUGUUUGGUUAACCAUUGUUAAAUUGUUAAAGCCAUACUGUCACACCAGAUCACCAUAUUAUUUGUUGACAGAAAUCCAAAUGGGUUUGGAGAAUUUUCCUUUUGUAUGAGCGGUUAUUGAUUGUUGAUAUUGAGAUAAUGAAAGAGUCAAUGACAUAUUCAGAUAUUAUAGUGGACAUUUUGCUUUGUUUAUUGUACUGCAUGUCUCAUAAAGUUAGUUUGUAAUCACUUGCAAAAAUGAAAGUGAUUACAAACUGACAUGUGAAUAUGGGAAGUAAUGGAUGGUGAAAUGGCAAUAACAGGCAAGUGUUUUCACUUUGAUUUUCUGAGAAAACCUUUGUUACAUUCCUGGUUAAUGAAUACAACUGAUUUAUUCAUGUUCAUUGCUCAUGUAAGUUUUCUAUAAAAAUAAAAGUGACAAUAAAAAUGAACAAAUAAUCAAAAGGAUCAGCAACUAAGUAGUACAUUUUAAGUUUCCAAUAGAUUUUGUGGAUUACAGCUUUCUAUUAGCUGAAUGUAAAAAGUAUUUGAAAUAGAGAAGUUC